AUGAUUUCCGUGCUUCCGAUCUUGCUGCUUGCCUCCUCAGCUGCAGGCCGAGACAUAACUUUUCCGCCUGUAGCAGGAUUCCAAUUUCCCUUGACGCAAGGCUCAGGCAUUGAAGACACAGAUAUUACUGGAGCCAAAUUUGCAGGACUAACCACCUUCGCCAACCUUCCUUACGUUCACUGUCUUGACAAGGCCGGGCCCGAGAAGUACGACAUUGCUAUCCUGGGUGCUCCGUUUGAUACUGGCGUGACUGCAAGGCCAGGUGCUAGAUUUGGGCCCAAUGGUAUCAGAGCAGGAUCGCGUCGCAUACACCCGGACUUUUCUUGGAGCAUCUACAAUGGCAGAAAUCUGUUCAAGGAAUGGGCUACGAUUGUUGACUGCGGAGAUGCUCCUCUUACCGUGUUGGAUAAUACAGUGGCCUUGAAACAGCUUGAUGCAGCACACAGGAUCAUCUCGAACCGUUCUACUAACUCGACCGACUACGCUGUGCCGAGACUUGUCACACUGGGUGGUGAUCACACCACGACACUCUCUGCUUUGAGGUCCACGUUCAAGCAUUGGGGACCUGUCAGCGUCAUACACUUCGACAGUCAUAUUGAUACGUGGGACCCGGAGGUGCUUGGAGGCGGAGUAUCGCAUUACGCGGGAGUCAACCACGGCACGUUCCUCCACAUUGCGCACGAAGAAGGGCUGGUCAGAAACACAUCGAUCCACGCAGGAAUCCGGGCUCCGGUUGCCAACAAGAAGCAUGACCUUAAGAACGAUCGCAAGUGUGGAUUCGAGAUGAUGACAGCCAGAGAUAUCGAUAGACUCGCAGCGCAGGGAGUGAUGGAAAAGCUCAAGCGCCGCGUUGCCGGCACAAAGGUCUACAUCAGUGUUGACAUCGAUGUUCUUGAUCCUGCAUUCGCACCAGCGACUGGUACGGCAGAAGUUGGAGGUUGGACCACGCGAGAAUUAUUGACCAUUCUUGAUGGAUUGAGCGGGCUGGAUAUUGUCGGAGGAGAUGUUGUAGAAGUGGCACCGAUCUACGACAACGCUGGAGAGCCGACUACACUGGCGGCGGCAGAGGUGGUCAUGUCCUUGCUGCAAUUGAUGGUGGACCAGCCUGUCAAGGCAGGAUAG
Molecule: messenger RNA, 1122 nt
Organism: Aureobasidium namibiae CBS 147.97
Lineage: Eukaryota; Fungi; Ascomycota; Dothideomycetes; Dothideales; Saccotheciaceae
Product: Arginase/deacetylase
Exons: 3
Coding region: 1-1122 (373 amino acids)
Molecular function (GO): metal ion binding; agmatinase activity
Source: RefSeq, a predicted model, not a curated record